AUGUGGUCGUUCCUACUGAUACUUGUUACAUUUAAUGGUAUAACCUGUGAACCAGAAACUGUGAGAGAUAAUCUUGAUUACUUUAACUAUGGAAAUGAAGAAAACGUUCUUAAAAAUUUAGAUCUACAUGCUCCAAAAGAUGAAAUAGUGCUAAGACCGCAGGAAGUAAAGGACUGGCCGCAACAAUCGCUUAAUGUGGGGCAAAUAACAGCUGUCUCUAUAAAUUCUUUGGGACAACCUGUAAUUUUCCAUAGAGCUGAAAGAGUGUGGGACGAAAGCACAUUUAACGAAUCCAAUGUUUAUCAAAACCUCGACAAAGGACCAAUAAUUGAAGAUACCAUACUAGUACUCGACCCUCACACUGGGUCAGUGCUACACAGUUGGGGUGCUUACGCAUUCUAUAUGCCUCAUGGUUUGACUAUUGAUCAUCACGACAACGUUUGGGUCACUGAUGUAGCCAAACACCAAGUGUUUAAGUACACUCCAAACAAUCACAAGUACCCGAGUCUAACAAUUGGCGAAGCAUUCACGGCCGGCUAUCCGUACCGACGUAGAGUCUUACUCUGCAUGCCCACCUCUGUGGCAGUUGCCACGACAGGCGAAAUUUUUGUGGCUGAUGGUUAUUGCAAUAAUCAGAUUUUAAAGUUCAAUGCAGCUGGCACCCUUCUAUUCGCUAUUCCUUCCUUCUCCGAUACACUAACACUAAAUGUACCUCAUAGUGUUACAUUACUAGAGAACCUAGAUAUUGUUUGUGUUGCCGACCGAGAAAAUAUGAGGAUUGUGUGCCCUCAAGCAGGCCUGAAAAGCUAUAUAAAAAUGUUGGAACCCGCCACUGUAAUUGAAGACCCAACUUUAGGUCGCGUGUUUGCUGUGGCAUCACACGGAGAUAUGAUUUACGCUGUAAACGGACCGACCUCUCAGAACAUUGCAAUAAGAGGUUUUACUGUUAACGCUUUAUAUGGAAACAUAUUGGACACGUGGGAGCCAAGUACCGGGUUUUCAAAUCCACAUUCGUUGGCGGUGACAAGAAAUGGCUCUCAUCUUUACGUGACGGAAAUUGGACCAAACAAAAUAUGGAAAUUUGAAUUGACCGAUGUAUACGAUAAAAAA
Molecule: messenger RNA, 1110 nt
Organism: Brenthis ino (lesser marbled fritillary)
Lineage: Eukaryota; Metazoa; Arthropoda; Insecta; Lepidoptera; Nymphalidae
Source: the annotation of a GenBank genome assembly